AUGGACGACCGGAAGAGAAAACUUCGCCCCAAACGCGUUUUUGUAAACAACGUUGACAGAUAUUCUUCCAAGCACGUCGCUACGUUUUUGUCAAACUGCGUCGCCGGCGAGCGCGCCGAGGAGGCGGACGGAGACGGAGACCCGACUCAGAGUCGCAGCAGCGGGGCUUUCCAAGUGGUGGGAACCGCGUCCUGCGCGGAGCGAAACGCCGGGGUUCUCCUACAACAGCAUUCGCAGCCGCCCGGAGUGACGUUAGAGCGCCUCCUGGAGUGCGACGUAGUGCUGUACAACAUCACGGAAAAGGCGACGGAGGAGCUGAUGGCAGAGGUCACGUGGGCAAUAACAGGUCUUCAUGCUGAGAUGGAAAGCUUCACAUCUCAGAAAAUAUUCAUCUUGGUGUCUACGGUGAUGACCUGGGCCCUGACUAAGCCAAAGGAUCCGGACGAGUCUGAUGCUCCUCUUACUGAGGAAGACUACAGAAGGAAAAGGCCUCAUCCCAAUUUCAGAAACCACAGCAAUCUGGAGAAACUUGUACUUAAACUUGGUAGAGCUAAAAAGUCCAAACUUAUCAGUUAUGUUGUAGCCUCUGGUCUUCUGUACGGAAAGGAGGAGAAUGUAUUCCACCAGUUUUUCAAGAAGUCUUGGCUAAUGGAUUCUCCAAGUGUUUCCGUAUUUGGACCUGGCACAAAUUACAUUCCAGUGAUACAUGUGUAUGACCUUGGAAGAGUGAUCCAGAACAUCAUAGACCUUAGGCCAAAAUCAAGAUACAUCCUGGCUGUGGAUGAUUCUGCAGACACACUUGAAGACAUCAUCAUGAUGUUAAGCGCUGUGCUUGGGCCGGGCAAAGUCAAGAAAGUACCGAAAGAGGAAGCCAUGCUCAAGGGUGAUUUGGAGCCAGAGGAACUGGACUGCCUGAGCAUCAACCUCCACCUGGAGUCUGUCUGUGUUAAAGACUUGAACCUCAACUGGGCAUGUGAGGCUGGGAUGGUCGAAAACAUGGAACGCAUUGUAGAGGAAUACAAAGACAGCCGGCACCUGCUUCCAAUUAGAAUCUGCCUCUUUGGACCACCGGCCGUUGGAAAGACCACCGUUGCAGAGAAGCUCUGCAAACACUACCAAGUACACCACAUUAAACUCAAAAUAGUCAUCGAAGAAAAGAUUUCCCAACUGGAGGAGAUAUUGAGAGGAGGCGAUCCUGAACGUGACGAUGACGAAGAGGCAGUAGCUGCUGCCAAGGAGCAACUGGAGACUAUUCAAGAGAGCAUCAAAGAAAAUAAAGGUCAACUGGCCGACCAUCUGGUUUGCCACAUUUUACAAGAGAAGCUGAAUUCCAUGCCUUGUAGGAACCACGGAUUCGUUCUUGAUGGCUUCCCCAACACCUAUCAGCAAGCCAAGUUAAUUUUCACCGAUGAGGACAUAAAUCACGAGGAUUUGAAGCCCCAAGAGUCCUUGUACAACAAGAUGAUCACUCCAGAGCAUGUUUUUGCCCUGGAGGCAUCCGAUGACUUCCUCAUAAAGAGAGUGCAAGGCCUGCCACAGGGUGUGUCAGAGAAAAUGCAAUACACCCAGGAGGAAUUUGUCCCUCGUCUGGAAAGAUACAGACAAGGCAGCAACGUGGAUGAAAGCCUGCUGGACUAUUUCGAUGAACUGGAGCUUCACCCAGUCCACAUUGAUAUCAAUAAAGAGGACCCCGAGUACACGGAUGUGAUGAAGAAGAUCACUAAGGUGGUGGGAGCCCCAAGGAAUUAUGGCCUGGGUCCAGAGGAGCAGGAGAAGGAGAGGCAGCUGAGAUUUGCCCUGGAGGCGACGGAGAAGAAGAAGCGUAUGGAUGAGGCUGCUCUCGUUGAGCUGAAGGCCAACUACGAGGAGUGGAACAGGAAUGUGUCAGAGGUGAAGAGGCAGGAGUAUGAGUUGUUAGAAGCUCGUUCUCUUCCACUGAGGAACUACCUGAUGAAGUAUGUGAUGCCCUCCCUCACCGAGGCCCUCGUUGACUGCUCUAAAGUCAGACCGGAGGACCCGGUAGACUUCUUGGCGGAAUAUCUUCUGCGGAAAAACUCUCAAGAGUGAUAGACUGCGGAGGAAAUGAACUUGCAAAAACAGUUAUGACAAGUAUUUAGUUUUCUUAACAUAGACUAAGAGUUUCAUUUCCAAAAGCAAUUAAUUUAUAUACUCAUUUUCUUUCACUGAUAAUCA
This is a messenger RNA of Lampris incognitus (smalleye Pacific opah), 2193 nucleotides long. RefSeq names its product adenylate kinase 7-like. Gene Ontology annotation, cellular component: cytoplasm. Lineage: Eukaryota; Metazoa; Chordata; Actinopteri; Lampriformes; Lampridae. The transcript is spliced from 18 exons. The record is from RefSeq and is a predicted model, not a curated record. Gene Ontology annotation, biological process: nucleobase-containing compound metabolic process. Bases 1 to 2067 code for a protein of 688 amino acids. Gene Ontology annotation, molecular function: AMP kinase activity; ATP binding.